Molecule: messenger RNA, 7120 nt
Organism: Neoarius graeffei (lesser salmon catfish)
Lineage: Eukaryota; Metazoa; Chordata; Actinopteri; Siluriformes; Ariidae
Gene: psd3l
Product: pleckstrin and Sec7 domain containing 3, like
Exons: 17
Coding region: 196-4065 (1289 amino acids)
Biological process (GO): regulation of ARF protein signal transduction
Molecular function (GO): phospholipid binding; guanyl-nucleotide exchange factor activity; protein binding
Source: RefSeq, a predicted model, not a curated record
GUGGUGACAAUGCGGGACUUUACACUGCAUCCAUGUGAACACAGGCUCAUUUCACAGCAAUGCAGGAGAAGUGCUGGGCUCUGAGUGAGGACUGGAGAUGCACAGCCAGCAGUAACCUCCUAGGUUAGUCUGGGAAAACCUGUGCACUUCUGCUCCCUCCCCACUGCACCAAGAGACCACACUCCCAUUGAGGAAAUGGGAGAUCAUCAUCAGGUUAAGACUUCCUUCCUUUUCAUCCAACUGCAGUCACCCUCCAGGACCCAGCAGUGCCAACCUUCUGCUGACUUGCUUAGCUUGGUCACUCUAGAGGAAGUAUCAUCAGCCACAACAGCUACAGACACAGCACGACCUUCAGUUGGAGACCUAGACAGCAUCUACACCAAGGAGGAAGAAGGUAUAACUGUCUACAAUGAUGCCUUAGAUGACACCUUAUUACAGAACGUGGAUAGUAAACCAAUACUGGAGGAAGCACCUUCACCACUAUUUGCUGCUGGGGUUACAGAAGAGAGCUGUUCAUCAGAUUCUACAAGAAUAGAUAUCAGGCCGGACAGCCAAGAAACCACUUCAUCAUCGAGCUGUGAAUGUUUAACAGGAGAUGCGUUUCUAAGUAAAACCGAUUCUCACGAGUGCUUGAGUUGUGAACUCAAAAAAUCCCAAAAUUCAGUAUCUGAGAAGGACAACUCUGGUGAACGCAUUUGGCUCUUGUGUCAGGACCCUCCGAAAACCAUGAGUGAAGUGAUUCAGUCUCCACCACUGGGGAACUUUCCCAAACCUUCUUUAGGUCCCAGGGUGAGUUUCCUGUACCCGUCAACAGAAUCUGACUCCCAGAACAGGACAACAGCACAUGGUCCAGAUCCAAACACAACGUCCAGUGAAGUCCCUCCAGCCUGUACAGCAACCUCUACUUUUCCAAGCACACAUCGGCUGUCGCAGAGCAGCUGGGUGCACAGUGCCAAACUCAAGGAGGAGGCUGCUGCUCUAGAACGAGCACAGAGUACAAACGCCGAGAGGACCACUUUUGUUUCAGCCGUCAUCAAGAGGUCCUCAGAGCUCUAUGGGGAUAUCUAUAAACCAGCACAUCGUUCUUCUGAAGUGACUUCUGAUAUCGAAAAGUCUUCUGAAAACCCUUCUCUGGCUGUAGUAGGUGCAGGAAAACCAGACCAAACUGCACCAACUACAGAAUCUCUGCACACUAAAGCAGCACCAUCAACCAUGCUUCAGUCUACAGCACCUGAAAAGGCCGAAGCGUUUGUUUGGGUCAACGGCUCCUCCUUGCACGCUCAGAGUGUCGCCAAGGCCAAGUACGAGUUUCUUUUCGGAAAGACGCACAGCUCAAGUUCAGCAGAGACUGCCUCUAUAUGUGACUCGAACCCCCAGCUGGAGGACAUCAGCUCAACCCCCGACCCCUCCAUCCAGGAGGAUGAACUGGACGAGACGUCAUUCUUUCAGGAGAUCGACCGGGAGCUCACCGAGCUGCUGAGUGGCCUCACAGCCAGAGCCCGGGAUGUUGCGGCAGCCGAGCAGGUCAACCAAUCAGGAGACGCCGCUUCAGACAUGAUCCCCUGCAACGGGACGCCGCCUCCUCCUCCUCCGGGCGCAGCCCAUCACGCCUCAGAGCUACAGAACGGCACCUCAGACUCGGGGCAGUCCGAAAAGCUGAGCGACGUGACGUUCGACUCGUGGUGUGAGGCGCUGAUUCAGGACCCGAGCUCAGCGCAGGAGCUGCACUGUGUGAGCCCCGUUCUCGGCCCAGACGCCAGGAAUGCACCCGCAAGCCAACAUAAACCUGCGCCGGUGCCUGUUAUGGAAAAGAAGGAGGGAGGCAAGAGCGGUGACUCGUCACCAAGGCUUCUGGAUACCUCUCUGGAUGAGUCCAACAAAAUCCUGGCGGAGAUCCCCGGCAUCUUUAGUGCCUUCCUGGAUGGGGCCAAAGCGCGAGAGAAACCCCAGAAGAAGCUGCGCUUUGUAGAGGAGCAGGCUGACGGAGAGGUUUUCCUGAAUGGAGAGGCUGAAGAGAAGGAAGAGACGAUUCAGGACAUGGAGAAACCUUCUCAGGACUCAAAGACACUCAAAGCUGCUGUGCCAGCGGUGUGUGCUUCCAAAGUGACUGAAAACAGCUCAGCCAGGACUGUCGAGGGCAGAGCCAGCGAGACUGAGGAGGCCACAGAUGUGUUCAGCAGUCAGUUUGAGAGCAUCCUGGAGUCGGAUCGCCUGUGUGUUACGUUCUACAGCAGCCUGGACUCGUUGGACGCGCUCUCUUCCUCAGCCGACGAGACGGACACACAAGCUGAGCCGGUGCACACACCCCGGGUCGUAGAGAUGCCCCUCACGCCCAUGAUCCAGCAGCGGCUGAAAGAAAGCGGCCUGUUUAUGGAGGCUAGUAGCAGGCAGGAGGAGGUGCUGAGCGUCAGUGAGACCAGGAAGAGCGGGAAAGCCGCCCUGGUGGUGACCUCCUCCUUCCUGAACACAACCACAGAGCAAGUAGACUUGAUCGCCGGACACACGGAUGGAGCUUUAGCCAAUGGCACGAUGGGGAAGGAUACAAGCGAUUGGCUGCAGAGCUGGACGAGCAGUGAUGAGGGGUUGAAAGACGUGCUGUCAGACUGGGACUUGGACAUGGGCAGCACCGAGCGACAGAAGGACAGCACGGACACACUGAACAACGGGCACCGCAGCGACCAGGAGGCAGCACGACGUCUGGCGCGCCGCCUUUACCACCUGGAGGGCUUCCGUCGCUCUGACGUAGCCAAGCACCUGGGCAAGAACAAUGACUUCAGCAAGCUGGUUGCUGAAGAGUACCUCACAUUCUUUGAUUUCACAGGGAUGACAUUGGACCAGUCGCUCAGAUCCUUUCUCAAAGCUUUUGCACUAAUGGGUGAAACCCAGGAACGAGAGCGGGUUUUAAUCCACUUUUCUAAUAGGUACCAUCAAUGUAACCCCACCAUCCUCGCCUCACAAGAUGGAGUGCAUUGCCUUACAUGUGCUUUAAUGCUGCUGAACACUGACCUUCAUGGACAGAAUAUUGGGAAGAAGAUGACGUGCCAGGAAUUCAUCAACAACCUGGACGGCCUGAACGCAGGACAAGAUUUCCCCCGAGACCUGCUCAAGGCAUUGUACAACUCGAUCAAGAACGAGAAGCUGGAAUGGGCGAUUGACGGGGACGAGUUGAAGAAAUCGCUGUCUGAGCUUGCAGACACCAAGAACGACAAUGCCCACACGAAGAGCAUCAGCAGGAUCAGCAGCGGCAGCAACCCUUUCCUGGAUAUCGCCCAUGACCCCAACGCUGCUGUUUACAAAACAGGCUUUCUGGCUCGUAAAAUCCACGCCGACAUGGAUGGCAAGAAAACCCCUAGAGGAAAGAGAGGCUGGAAGACAUUCUAUGCUGUUCUCAAAGGCAUGAUCCUCUAUUUACAGAAGGAUGAGUACAAACCUGAGAAGGCCCUGUCUGAGGAGGACCUGAAGAACGCCAUCAGCGUGCAUCAUGCCCUGGCCAUAAAGGCUGUAGACUACGAGAAGAAGCCCAACGUGCUGAAACUGAAGACAGCCGACUGGAGAGUGUUCCUCUUCCAAGCCCAGAGCUCUGAGGAGAUGGAGUCGUGGAUCAGAGUUAUCAACUCCGUGGCUGCCAUGUUUUCUGCACCCUCCUUCCCCGCUGCCAUCGGCUCGCAGAAAAAAUUCAGCCGCCCGCUGCUGCCAGCCACCACCACCAGGAUGUCACAGGAGGAGCAGCUGAAGUCACACGAGGCCAAGCUGAAGCACAUCUCCACAGAGUUAGCCGAACACAGGUCCUACCCUCCAGACAAGAAGGUCAAAGCCAAGGAGGUUGACGAGUACCGCCUCAAAGAGCACUACCUGGAAUUUGAGGAGAACCGUUACGAGACGUACGUGAAGCUGUUGAAGGAUGGCGUGAAGGAGCUCCUGAGUGCUAAAGAGAACGAUGCAGCUCUGAAGAAAUCCCAGUCCAGCCCCCACCUCAACCAGGAGUCCCAGCCUGCUGCGGCCAAAAUCAAGCGCAACACGUCCGAGAGGAAGGACUACCGUCCCGAGACGCCCAAGGUCACAUAGGCAGCGUGUCUUCAGCCCUCUUGAAAACAAGAGCCAUUCUUCACGACAUGUGAAUAUAUUUUAAUGUAAUUUAUUAUCUGCCACUGUUGUAAACGGAAAACUGUUGUGUAAAAUGUAAUUGAAUUGAUCCUCGUCCUCUUUAGAUUGACUGGUGCUCGUGUAGCUGUUUGUAGGAGACAUUACUUACAUCUGUGUGGUCCUUUUAAUUUCGUUUCAGUGUCCUAGACAUUGUUGCAGUUGUCACUGUCGUGAUGAGCGUGUGAUUUUCCUCGCGAGACGUUCGCUCGAUUCGUUCCCGCCGUGUCGCGUCUCGAAACUCGAUUCGCCUUUCACUCAAGAGGAGUAGUGUUUUCUCGCCUACAGUUUAGUGCCGAUUUCCACAGCAGUUUCUUUGUGCAUACAGUAGGCAGUAGACGUACGUGUUCUUUCUCUGAAGGUCAUUUUAGUACGGAAAUGAAGUUUAUAGGCAGGUAAGGCUUCCAGAGAGAACGGACAGGAGACUCGAAUGCUCGAGAGAAACCUUCUUUAAGGACCUCCGAGAUUUUUCUUUUCUUUUUUCCUCAUUACAGUGACGCAUCAGGAUGUAAAUACAGGAACGCAGUGCAUCUGGUCAUGAUCAACAACUCGGCGCAGUUAGCAGUUUAAUUCUUUAUUACUAUAGAAAAACUAAGAGAUACCCAAAUCUCUCUCUCUCUCUCUCAAUUGUACCAGCAUGUUACAUCAGUUUAGAAAAUAUAAUAAAAGCCAGUUCAUGAUUUUAAAAUGAUCAACCUGAGGUACUUAAGUGAUCAUUUGAAGCAAAGUUGAGUUGUAUGUACAAAACACGGCUUUUCAGACUUGCGGAAUGAUGUCCAUCAUUGGUGCAGGGUGAGCCAAUUAUUUUUUUAAGCUCUUAAAAUAAAAAGUAUUCUGCCUUUUUUUUUUUUUUUUGCGUAGUGUAAAUGCCAAUGCUCUUUUAUUGUAUUUUAUAAUCUUAUAUAUUUGGAUUUAUAAUUCUCAGUUCAGGACAUUAUUGUUGUAAAAAUGAAAUUAGUAUUUAUAGUGCACUUUAUGACUUAGUUCUUCUGUUUGAGUAUUUAGAGCUUUAUUAAAAAAAAAAAAAAAUAGUCGUAGUGACGCAUUUCUUGGCUACAUCACAGAUUUUUUUUUUUUUCCCAGGCCGUGUAAAUCGUGUUUAGCUUCUUGAAGGUACUGAGCUGAAUGUACGUUCAUUUUUUUUCCUCCUCUAUCAGCUCGAUAACGCUGUAGUGUGUUAGUUCGUCAAUGGUUCUGUAGUUUUGCCCUCAUGUAGGUUGUGCAAAGACAAGGUUUCCUUUAAGGAGGCUGUUUACGAUGCUGUAUAACAAGGAAUGAUCACCGUUGGUGAUGUUGCUCUUGAUUUUCAUUAGGCAAAGGAUUGAACACUAUGAACGUUUUGACACUUCCAUUGCUAAUUGCACAAGCUGUCUGUCACAGAUCCACAUCAUUUUCAGUUACCGAAGGUUUGAAUUGAAUUCGAAUGCGUAUUGAAUUAGAAGUAUAGUCAGGCUGUUUUGAAGAUAUUUUGAGUUAGUUUAUGCAAAUCCCUCCAGUCAUAAACGAUGUUUACUUGAACUAUACGUAUUAAAAUAUGUAGGACACUUUAUUUUUAUUAUAUUAUAUUUAGGAUCUUUUUUUAUUGUUUAGUUAGUACAUACGGAGUGAUGAAUGUGAGCAGUGAAGUAUGGAUCGGACGGUUACAGUUUCUUAUCGCAGGCUCACUCAGAACAGCGUUUCUGAUGUUUUUGUGUCGCUUUUGCUCCAUGACUGCUACACAGUAAGCUUCGUUAUCCGCGCUUUGUUUCUGCUCAUACCACUAUUUUUAAACAACGGUGAGGAUUUUAAUAUUUAAGCACUUAAUACUAUGUACUUGCAACUUUUCUGCUUUCACUUUCGCUAAGGUAGUGUUCAGAGAUUUAAAAGGUUUUUCUCCCACGUUUUGGGAGAUGGCAUUAAGAGGACGUCCUCCUUCAUAUUGUUCAUUUAUGAUUACAUACAGUAUACUGACCAAAUAGUUUCCUUGUUGAUAGAGAAUAUUUUUAUUUCAGCAGCGCUCCUUUACCGGUAAAGAAUUGAAUAGUUCUUACUUAGUAAUUAAUUUUGAUAGAAAGAUGGCAGGAAGAGACACAAAAAAAAAAACAACAACCCUGAAACGUACGGUUAAAAGACAAACACGUGUAUAUGUUCAUUUUAUUUUAAAUGUCAUUUUCAACACAUCUGUUGCAGGUUUUUGGUUUUUUAAAUCACAGUUGUAUCUAAUUCCAGCCACAUCAACUUCAAGUAAUAAUCCUAUUCAAACUGGAAUGUACAAAACUGAACAGUGUACAUUAGGAAAGGUCUAAAGUUAUUGCCUUAUGAAGAAAAAAAAAAAGAAUUCUCAAAUAGCUCCAAGCUUCGUCAGUUUGCCGUAGCAAACCUCGUGAUAACGUUGUAGUCGAGACCACUUCGUCCAUGUCCAGAUCAGACGAGAGUUCCGAGCGGAUUCAGGGCAUAGUUGAGACCAAAGCAGGACACGUUCCCUGUUAAAACGGAUAACUGACAGGAUUUAGAAUGACUGGACAGGACGGGGCUCAGGAGAGGGUUAAGAUUUGGGUUACUGGAUGCCAUUGUGACAAGGCUGAGUAUAAAAUCUGAGCAUCAAGUCAGACACCGAUUAUUAUUAUUAUUAUUAUUAUUAUUAUUAUUAAACUCUAUUCUCUUGUCAUGCGUGUUCGGAUCGAAUUGGAGAGCAGCUGACUCUGUACAUACUCGCACCUCAGUAGACAGUGAUGCACCUUAGCCUUCUGAUGGACUGUUUGGUCUCCAAACACCACUUAGAAAUCUCUCUCAAAGCUGUGAUCUUGUACAAUCCUUUAACUCUGUAAAUGCUGUUCAAUAUAACUGUCGCUCUGUGUUCAGAGUCCACUUUCCGCUUGUUCAAGUGAUCUCUUGGUAUGAGAGCGUGUCUUACGCCCUGUAGCCAAGAUCAGGGACACAGUGCUGGUGUCAUACAAACUGUAGACGGUUUCAGUGAAUAAAAUACAGUAUUGAAUUCAAA